AUUUCAUGUAAAAAGCCGGGAAAAUAAGGAUGAAAAAAACAUCGAAACAAACAGGCGCUGUAAUUAAUUAGAAAUGUCAAAAGGGGAAUUUGUAACGGAAUGUACGCAUGACUUUCGCUUUCUAAAACUAAUAAGUAAAGAGCUGUCAACAUGUGGCUUGUUGCAGUAUUUAUACCUAUUCUCCAGUUUACCAGAAGUUGUUCAGGCAGUUCAGCAUUGCAAAUUCUAGUCGAGCAAGAUAUUUACUAUGGUAAACUAGGAGGUGCAUUGGAGGUCGUGUUUACCAUGAAGAAUCCUGACAUUUCGUCACAUAAUCUUGAUAUUGGAGUAUUGUGUGACCUGAACCGUACAAGUAUUGCCAGUAUUAACUCGACUGGCUUUGUAACGUACCAGAAAGCUUAUGAAAAUCGUUACUCCAUAAAUCUUUCAAGUCCGAAAAUUUACAUAAACAUUAAAAACUUACAAGAAGACGAUUUUAAAUGUCAACUAGAAUGUGUGAAAUAUUCAAAAUUUGACAAGGAAGUUGGAUAUACGCAAAUACGCAAAUCAGCUAAAGCUGUCAUACAAACUUCAACUGACUUUGGAAACCAAACAAUCAACAUUGGCCAGUCCAACGAAUAUGUGUGCAUUGCUGAGGGACAACCCAAACCUCUAGUAACGUGGAAAAUCUUUGACGGAGAAGACGCCAACAAAACGUUAGUACAAAGUCAAGGCAUGGCUAGUUUGAAGAUCCAAAAUGCGCAGAUGAAAGACACGAAUAAUUAUGUUUGUAUGGCGGAGAAUAUCGGAGGGAAAAGUUAUAAAAUGAUGAGCCUUAUUGUAGCAUAUAUUGAACACGAAGAAGAAGUGGAAUAUCAAAAGGUCACUGUAGACAUUGGAGGUGUGCUUAAAAGUAAAUGUCAAAUCUCUGGCGACCCAGACGUGCAAUACAAAUGGUAUAGGCCGAAAACUGAUGCGGACUCAACACCUGCGCUCAUUGUCACAGUUCCUGAUCUAUUUUUGGCCAAUUUCAAACAGUCGGAGUAUGGAAACUACACAUGUGUUGCAAAAAAUGCUGCUGGAACGAAAAGCUUUGUAGUCGAAGCUGUUCCUCCAUUUGGUUCAACAACAGCGUCACCCAAAGGAGAAACUAGAAUUUCUGCAAGCUCCAUGUCAUUCCCUUCAAUACUCGUCAUAUCACUAUUUUAUCUCCUUAGCAUGUGUAGUAUGCCAUAAGCGAGUCUCCACUACAAUCUAAAGAUCUCAUGAAACAUUCCCUCAUGUUGGCGAAUUUUGAUUUUAGCACAACUAAAGAUAUUUCUGUUUUGUUUAAACGUUGAGCCAUUUUUUUGUUCUUUAUAAAUCUUUCAAUUUUUAUAAAUUUUGCCGUAAAAGCUAUACUACUUUUUGUAUUUCUAACCGAACCCAAACUAUCUACAAAUAAUGUCAGUUUAGUAGUCUUUUUACUCCCGCAGAAUGUUAACGUCAUCAGAAAAUGUUAUUGAUAUGGCAACGGCUUCUGGUUAUUGUGACUUCGUGUAAAACAAGAUACACUGGCCAUGGAUAGGUUAUCUUUAAGCAAUAACUUUUAUUAUUGUUGUUUUAUUGUUGUUUUAUUGUCAUUGUUAUUGUUGUUAUUGAUGUUGAUGUUGUUGUUAUUGUUGUUGCGUCGUUUUGUUUUGUUGUAGUGUCUUAGCUUAUUUAGUCUUUUUGGUGUCGAAAGCCCAGCCCUCAAAACAAGUCUUCUGAUUGUGUCAGUAUAAGAAACAUGCAAAGUCAGCAUUUACCGACCCGCAUAGAAUAAUUGUGUUUAUUAUAGAAAUAUAUAGAAAUCUAUAGAUACGUAACAAAUAAUAUUUUUAACUUAUUGUGUAGAAAGUAUGUAUAUAUUUUUUUGGGAUUUAGGAGUUGAGCAAAAGUUAAAUACAUCGUAUAAUUAUGCUUAUGUAUAUAUUUUGGAAGAAAUUAUUAUGGUGUAAAAUAUUACAAGUAAUAUAAGAAUAGAAGAAAGAGGGGAGAAAAUAAUUUCUUUUCGCUAUUGUACGUAAACUUGUUCCAAGAUGUAAAAAAAACAUUGACUUUUUUUCUAUGCUUUAUAAAAUAUGGACAUACGAAUCAAGGUCGAUCCCAGCGUCUUCUACUUUCGACAUAUGAGCAAACACAUUUAAGAAGCAAAUAGUCCUUGGGAUGAGGUUGCAUGCAAAUGUACCCAAAGUAUUUAUUUCUAAUGCAUAUAUAAAUUUGCAACAAUAAAAAUAAUUUUUUUAAUUCUGUAUGAAAUUUUGUUUUAUUUAUCGUAAAUUUUAUCGUAAAAUUAAACAAGUUUUGUGUUUUGUUUCA
Molecule: messenger RNA, 2319 nt
Organism: Hydractinia symbiolongicarpus
Lineage: Eukaryota; Metazoa; Cnidaria; Hydrozoa; Anthoathecata; Hydractiniidae
Product: limbic system-associated membrane protein-like
Exons: 6
Coding region: 151-1215 (354 amino acids)
Source: RefSeq, a predicted model, not a curated record